This is a messenger RNA of Mycena indigotica, 2898 nucleotides long. RefSeq names its product CxC2 domain-containing protein. The transcript is spliced from 18 exons. NCBI's taxonomy places the organism in Eukaryota, Fungi, Basidiomycota, Agaricomycetes, Agaricales, Mycenaceae. The coding region runs from base 1 to 2898 and encodes 965 amino acids. The record is from RefSeq and is a predicted model, not a curated record.
AUGACGGGAGCCGCACGCCACGACACCAUCAACUUGGUUAUCGAUUCAUGGAAUACCUCCAAAGUUUUUCGUCAAGCAAAACUGCUUGCCGAUGAACGAUUAGAUGCGCUCCAGCUGUUUGAACUGCAUAUGGCAGUAACUGAGGAUCUCGCUCGUCAGCAUGCAGACGAGGUUGGUGAAUGGUCCCGGCUUUCUCGAUUGCCACAAAAAUCACGAACUGGAGAAUGGGAAAGUGCUUAUCAGCAUAGGUCUACUGCAGUAAUAACUAUCGAGGACGUUUUGUCAAGUAUGGUGGCUGAUGAACGAUUGAAAUCAGCCUCAAGAUCAACUGGCGAAGACGAGCCUCCCUCGGCAGCUCGAUGGAUUCAUGAUGGGAUUGAUAUUGAGCGACAGCAAAUGCUUAUUAUUGCGUUGCUUAAAAGUCAUCGUGAGCAUCCACUUCAAGAAACCUGGGACACAAUAACGCGGGUUCGUGAUACUCUGAAUACGGCACUGAGACAAUUUCGGGAACACCAACGUGCAAUUUACCCACGUCUACAACUCAGCGCUCUUGACAUUGAUGAACCAGAGUUGACCGAGAUUCAACUCCCGUCCUGGCGAAUCAAGCAUCACCAGCGCUUGGUUUCCAGCACUGAUCCGGAUGAUGUGGCAUUGCGGGCAGCUGAGAUCAAGCUCAGGUGCAGUCAAGCGGAGAAUGGCAUUCUGGCAGUACAGGCUGCUUCUUUGGCAUUGUCAGCAACGAAAAAGGCUCCAAAAGGCCAUCUUGUCAAGGAUCACGAGAUCAACACGCACAACCGAGCUCGAGAUGCGUUGGUGGACCUGGACCAUAUCAAGAAGGACUCAGAUCAACCAUUUCCGACUCUCAGCCGACGUGAUACGCGGCGCAAGGAGACACAUCUCCAUCGUGCAAAAGGAGACUCACGUCUUUUUGAUGGUACUGCUUGGUAUCUACAAAGCGGAACCAAGAUUGCCUCAAAAUCAAUUUCUUCAUUACUUCAGCCGCUUUCAGAUGGAGCUAGUGACUCUGAGGAUGAGCCACAGCUACUCACAGGGACCAAGACACUCAAACGAUCUGGUCCUCAGAAAUCACCUCGCCCUGCCAAACGUGUCAAAGACAUCCUACCCAACACCAGUGAUGAGGAUGAAGCAGCAGAGAAUGGCACUACAAAUUCACCUGGGCCACCACAGGGAAGAACACCAAAAAGGUUACACAAGAACAAGUCACCUAUGAAAAAGGCAACCAAAAGUGAUGGUUGGAUCUGGAUGGAUAGUUGGACAAAGGGUCAUAUCUCCAAUGACUCUAAAGUUGCUGAAUAUAAACAAGAAGCGGAUCGUGUACAGUACCUGCGUGCUGAAGCUGAGAUGUACCGCUGGCUAGAGCAGUAUGAAAGGAAGCAUGCUGAGCUCUGGCGGGUCAUUGAGCGCUUUGGGCAUGAUGCUACUGUGUGGGAGGGCCUUGCAAACCGUGCAGAGGCACAGAAUGGUGUGGCAUCAGGGGCUGUAACUUUUGCCCGAAUGCAGGCUGCCAUGUCCAAAAGGCUGCAACACAAUGCUAGGGAGCAGGGAUGGGCUGCGACGGUCGAUUUGGCGUGGCUUGAGGUGCGUGUUGUGCAUUCAGUCUCUAUUUCGCUGAUCUACUCCCCCAGUAAUCCCUCACUUUUCGCUGGCGAGUCUGACACCCAGGGUGGCGGCCUCUACUGGGCGGAAACAAGCGGCGUGAAAUCAGCCGCGGACGGCCCGGAUGGCAAGCAGCAGGGCACAACCAGGCGGGGACAAGGUCUACUGCCCCCACCGACGGCGCUCCGCCUUCCGCAGACACCACCGGCCCGUUCGCCGGCGCUGCAAUCGAUUCCCAUUCCACUCCUCUCCACCUGCCCCCCAUGUCCUCUCCAGUCCCCGUCUUCGACGCAAAAGCGAUGCCCUUCCGCCCGGUUGGGCCCCAGCGGUCUGCGCGUGCCGCUCUUCUCUCUCGGCGGCUGGCUCACCCUCGGAGGCUCCGUCGUCGGCGAGAGCGUCAAGGACAUCAUGCAGGCCGCCGCCGAGAAUGGGAUCAACAUGUUCGACACCGCGGAGGACUACCAGAAAGGUGCGGCUGAGCGCGAAAUGGGACACGCUAUCAAAGAACUUGGCUGGCGCCGCACGGACCUCGUCAUCUCAACCAAGAUAUUCUGGAGCCACGAGCCAGGCACGGGCCCGAGCGACACGGGGCUGUCGCACAAACACGUUAUCGAGGGGCACGAAGGCUUGUUUGCGACGGCUCCAGAUGGACUAUGUCGGCGUCAUCUUCGCGCAUCGUUGCGAUACCACCGGUGGGUUUCUUACAUUCGCCAUAAGGAGGUCAACUGGCGCAGGCUAGUUCCGAUGGAGGAGAUCGUCCGCGCAUUUAACUAUGUUAUCGACCAGGGCUGGUGGAGCGCGCACCAGAUCGAGGAGGCGCAUCAUGUUGCCACGCGCUUAAACCUCAUCGCGCCGAUCGCAGAGCAGUGCAAGCACAACAUGUUCCACCGCGAACGUCCGGAGAAGGAAUACGGCCCCUUUGUACGCCAAAUGCGGCCUGGGCACAACCGCAUUCUCUGCACUGCAGGGCGGACUGCUGACGGGAAGUACAACGCCGGCAUCCCAGACGGCACGCGCUUCGCCACCGUGCCCAUGUUCCUGGGGGCGACGGAGGGUCCCCAGGGCGAAGAGCUGCUUUGGAAAGUGCGUCUCCUCAGCCAAAUUGCUGCGGUCAUCCUCGGCGUGUCCUCCGUCGCACAGCUCGAGGCGAACCUCGGCGCGCUUGAGGUCCUGCCCAAGCUGGAUGCUGCGGUGUUGGCGCGGAUCGAGGCUGUGUUGGGUAACCACCCGCAGGAGCCGGAGACGUAUGGUCGCCCGCCGCUGGAUCAGGGCAUCCUUUGA